AUGCUCGCUUCUCCAGCUGGUCUCGUUCUUGUGGGCUUCAUCUUUGUCUCGACUGCCAUCGUGUGCACCGAGGCGACCAACGCUCGUCCCGGCAUCAAGCCCUUUGGACCUAAAGUGUGCGCUUCUACUCGCUACAAUGCCAACGUGAGUGUUCCUUGUCCGCUCUCCAGCGCUGUCCCGGCCCGUCAAGUCACUCUGAUUGGCUGCUCGAGCUCACACCCUUCCGUUUCUGCUUUCCACCAUCUGCACAGUUCGAUGACCGUGAUUGGCUCCCUGGUCAAUACGUCGCCAACACCAUCGGCACGUACGAAGAGCUUGCCUGGCAGGGCUUUGCUGGAUUCAAUGCCAACACGACUACGGCCACUUCCACAUCUCUCGCCCCUCUGGUCCUGGAGUCUUAUCCCAACGCUGUCGGCACUGGUUUCGAGAUCACUUUGCUGAGCCCUCAGAUUCCCCAAUUCAGCACCAUCUACUCCGGCUCUCCAGCCGUCGGUGGCUUCAACCUUCACUCCUUCUACUUUAGCUGUGUUGAAAACCUCGGAACUGAAUUCACUGCUUACGCCACUCCGUGCGAAUUCACCGUGCAAGCUUUCAAGGACGGCAAAAAGGUGUCGGAGAAAAAGUUGACCUACAAGCCCAAGAUGUUGAUUCGCUCUCCCAUGACGCUCGCCACCUUUGCUAGUCCGGACUUUUGCAACAUCGACACCGUCAAGUUUCUGGUGCCCAAGCAACUGACCAAGGCUAUCCUCAUCGACAAUGUUGAUGUGAGUUGCGCAUUUGCUCUCCAUGCCUCGUCCUUUCGCACGGCACCUCGACUCACAUCCUAUCACGCUCACGACUCCAGUACACCACGCACACGUGCAAGAAGGCCGGCAGCAAGAGGGGCCUCACGAGCCACAGACCGAUCGGCCAAGACGAGGAGCUGCUCCCUCGCCGCGUGGUCAUCUAA
Messenger RNA from Ceraceosorus bombacis, 949 nucleotides. NCBI's taxonomy places the organism in Eukaryota, Fungi, Basidiomycota, Exobasidiomycetes, Ceraceosorales, Ceraceosoraceae. The record is from the annotation of a GenBank genome assembly.